Amoebophrya sp. A25 is the source of this 445-nucleotide messenger RNA. The record is from the annotation of a GenBank genome assembly. Lineage: Eukaryota; Dinophyceae; Syndiniales; Amoebophryaceae.
GCUAUGCCUCCUAUACAUAGAAAAACAUAUUAUUUUGCUGAUCAAAAUCUCAUUGGAUUAGACUAGAUCGGUGUCGUGGUCUGUCUUGCCUAUGUCGUCGGUUUCGAUGUUCUGACGCUUCUCAUUUUCCUCAUACUGUUAUUUUUAGAAUUAGUUGUACUUAUAGGAUACCAAUCAUCUUCAUGCUGGAUAAUAAGUUGCCAUCAUCUGCUAAUUAAGCUUUGAUGAGUUCGUUGUGCAUCAAAAUUAACUGCCAGCUUUCUAUUCUUCGUGUCUCAGGAUGGCUCCUAAAAUAUUGUGAUUUGAUGUGGGGGAAGAUGAUAUCACUCAAGACUGCCAUAGUACUGGCAUAGUACUGCCAUAGUAAAGCCAUAGUACUACUGCCAUAGUACUGCGGUAGUUACCACCGGUGGUCACGAAUAGCCAUAUUAUCAGGAGUGGUUAG